Molecule: messenger RNA, 2111 nt
Organism: Anopheles gambiae (African malaria mosquito)
Lineage: Eukaryota; Metazoa; Arthropoda; Insecta; Diptera; Culicidae
Gene: Polr3E
Product: DNA-directed RNA polymerase III subunit RPC5
Exons: 3
Coding region: 305-1810 (501 amino acids)
Biological process (GO): DNA-templated transcription
Cellular component (GO): nucleus; RNA polymerase III complex
Source: RefSeq, a predicted model, not a curated record
GUCAGGACAAAGCAGGCUGUCAGAGCAAAACGUCAACGUGUUGUUACCGGAGGUGGAAUGCAAACGCUCUGAGGCAACAUUUCUUUACAGCCGAUCACCACCAAUCGUCGGACCCCGAAAGCGACCAUUUACCCUGUUCCCGAUCGUAGUAAAAUAGAGCGAUUAUCGAGUGCACCAUGGACAGGUAGCGUACUGCACCAGGUUCGGUUCGAUUGUGGAAACACCACCAGCGAUCGGUGCAGCCCAUCGGUGCAGUCCGUUCCUCCUCGUGGUGUAGAUAGCGAAGAGUGUGGCACAGUACAGAAUGGACGAUGAGGACGAUCCCGUCGUGGAGGAGAUUCCCGUGCACCUGUCCAAAGCGCUAGCGGAAAAUCUGUACGUACUGCAGUAUCCGGUGAAGUCCGCCACAGCCACGUUCGACGAUGGCCGGGUGGUGAAUUGUUGCGUCAAACCGAUAAAUCAACAGAUCAAGGUAGACUAUGCGCUCGACACAGCGUCCAGGCACUACGACGCCUUCAAGGGCGAACAGUUCGCGCUGGCGGCGGACGGGAAGCAGCGCGACAAAACGCAAAAGCUCACGUUCCGCAGCGGCACGAUGGACAAGCAGUCGUUCCUGAGCGCGAAACCGAUCGAGGACGUCGGCCGGUAUCUGGUGUGCGUGAUGCAGGACGGCGAGAUGCACGCGACCCCGCUCAAGGGCAUCGUCGCGAUGCGGCAGAUGUUUUCCUACUUCGACAAGCAGGACACGCGCACCAAGGCCGAACAGAAGGCGGAGCGGGACGCGGACGGUGCGGCGGACGACGAGGAGCUGACGCAGGUGACGGUAAAGUUUGCGGAAAACGAGCGGAUGCGCAAGGCGCGGGAAAAGUCCUUCAACUAUCUGUCCGAGAUGGAGGCGGAGGAGCCGUGGUGCGAAACGUUCUGGCACGAGAAAACCUCCUCCACGGCGGAGCUGGAAAAGCAGAAGCUGUUCAGCGGCACCGGUGCGGGCGGAAGCGGCCGGCUCGCGUCGGACAAUGCGGCACUGAACGUGCGACCGGCGGAGUACAUGGAGCUGCUGAUUAGCAAGGAGAAGACGGACCGUAACAUCGACUCGCUGCUGCCCAGCAAGGUGGUGUGCAUGCACAAACUCAGCCAUCUGCCGCUGGAGGAUCAGCUGAAGGUGCUCCUCACGGAUGGUAAGAAAUACACGUGCUCUUUUUUUGUUUCAUUCAAACCCCCAUUUCUAACAUCCCGCCAUUCUCCCACCCCCUUACCAGCGAAAGUGAUCACCUCCCAGCAAAUAUUCGACCUGCUGCCAAAUCGAACGCUGCCGCCGGAGAAGGUGCGCCGGGUGCUGAUGAAGGUCGGCUGGCUAAUCCGGGGCAACUGGGUCGCGCAGGCCGAGUACGUCUACCCGGACGGCAGCGUGUCCGGCACGAACGGCGUCACCGCGGAGCAGAUGCGCAACGCGCGGGACUACAUUCUCUACCGCUUUACGAAAUGUGAUAGGCUCGAGCGCUCCCAGCUGGUCACGAUCACGCAGCUGCCGGUCGAGGAGAUACGGGAGAUACUGUGCUCGAUCGCGAAGCUCAACCCGGCCGACCGUACCUGGAGCAUGCUGCUGCCCUCGAACGAGGCGUCGCUGUGUGUGGAAGAACAGGAAAUCUGCGAGCGGCAGGCCGCCUACUGGAAGGCGCGCACCGAGUUCUUCAACGAGAUGGAGCGCAAAAGCAACAUCGCCGGCAGCAGCAGCGGCAGCGGCGGCGGCAGCACUGGCGGUGGUCCCACAUCGAAACGGGUACGGAAGCGUUCGACCCGUGACAGUUAGCCUACCACGGCAGCAGAUAUUUUGUAUAGAACGCAUAGAAUUGCUUUAACAAUAAGUAAGAAGUGAGUGCGCGCAUAGCGGCCAAUGCGAUUUCGGUUUCUCUGCUCGUUUUCUUGCGUGUGACAUAUUGGAGUUGUGUUUUGGUUCGUUCGUUUUUUCUGUGGAAGAACGUCACAGACACACACACAGGACCGGCAGGGUUUGAUUAUGUUGCUAUACCCCCUUUCCUUUUAUUUAUACGAAAAAUUACACCACGCGCGGAAAUAGUGGACAACAAAAAUACAGAAAUCCCGAACUGAAA